CUCCGUCAACACCCGUGAACAUACCCAGGUAGCUCCCUGCACCUACCAAAGACUUCCCCUCCAGUGUUAGUUAUCAUCCAAUUGAAUAACGCCGUCGCUACCUCUCCACCACACAAGAUGGGCUUCUUCGCUGGCUUUUUCAGCGGCUUCGCCCUUACAACCUCGAUGCUCUAUCUCACUGUCCAAGUCCACCGGUCAACUCGCAUCGACCAACGCGACGCCAUCCGCGAACAAACACAGAAUAUCAAUUGGCUGGCUUUGUCUACAGGUGCUUACGACCGCCGUCUGAUUCCGAGCGAUAUCCCGCGUUCAAAGGAGGGGGCCGCAACACCACAGAUGAAAGAUAAGCUGAAGCAUCGGUGGAAUGAGGAGGUGCAGAAGCUCGCGAGGAAGGCUUAUGAUAGCCGCUGGGAUGGUGUGCGGGAUACGGCGGCGGAGGGAUGGAAGAGUGUAAAGCGGCUGGUGAAACGGGAUUGAUAUUAGGAUGCUUUGCUUUCCCUCCCUCUUGUAUAAUUGGUGUUUAUUUGGAUCCAAAAGCAUUGGGUUACGGUUUUUUUUUUUUAUGUUUAUGAGUAGCUUUGGUUAGGAUACCCUUCAUUACUGUCUCGACAAGCGUUUGGUGUUAUUAUUGUAUGUCCAGCACUCUGCUUUUCUGCAUAUAUAAGUA
Molecule: messenger RNA, 667 nt
Organism: Aspergillus ochraceoroseus IBT 24754
Lineage: Eukaryota; Fungi; Ascomycota; Eurotiomycetes; Eurotiales; Aspergillaceae
Product: MICOS complex subunit Mic12 family protein
Exons: 2
Coding region: 118-477 (119 amino acids)
Biological process (GO): cristae formation
Cellular component (GO): MICOS complex; mitochondrial crista junction
Source: RefSeq, a predicted model, not a curated record